AUGGCUGGACAGUAUGGAUACGGUAACCAGCCGAACCCCUAUGACCAGCGCGGUCAGGGCUACGGCGACCAACAGGGCGGCUACGGCGGCCAACAACAACAUAAUCCUUAUGCAGGUCAAGGAGGCUAUGGACAGCAGCAGCAGCCGCCGCCGCAGCAGAACCCCUACGCCCCCGGCGGUGGCAACAGACGUUAUGGUAACAACAACUCGUCAAUAGACGGCGGCUACGCCGGCUCCAACGUGGAGAUGGCUCCCCUCGCCCAGAAUGCUAGCUCCAUGGCCGGCAACGAUGGCAACGCCAUUCUCAACGAGUGCCGCGACAUUGACACGGGUGUUGCCCAGAUUGAGCGCAACCUCGAGCAGCUGCGCAUGCUGCAGCAGAGAACCCUCGACGACGCCGACAGCUCCUCGUCGAGCGCCGCCAACCGCCAGCUCGACGCUCUCUCCUCUGAGACCAUGGCUCAGUACCGCGAGCUAACGGAGCGCGUACGCACGAUCAAGUCUCAUCCUGAUGCCAACACGCCCAAGAACAAGCCGCAGGUGGGCCGCGUCGACCGGCGCCUGAAGCAGGCCAUUCAGCAGUACCAGCAGGUCGAAUCAGGCUUCCGCAAGCGCACCCAGGACCAGAUGGCCCGCCAGUACCGCAUCGUACGCCCCGACGCCUCCGAGGACGAGGUCCGCGCCGCCGUCGAAGACACCAGCAACAGCCAAGUCUUUAGCCAGGCUCUUAUGCAGAGCAACCGCCAGGGACGCGCCCGCGCCGCCCUCUCGGCCGUGCAGGACCGCCACAAGGCCCUCGUCAAGAUUGAGCAGCAGAUGGUGGAACUCUCCCAACUCUUCCAAGACAUGGACACUCUCGUCGUCCAGCAGGAAGCGGCCGUCACGCAGAUUGAGCAAAAGGGCGAGGAGGUUGUCGAGAAUCUCGACAAGGGCAACGAGGAGAUGGGCACCGCCGUCAACACAGCGCGUAAGACGAGAAAGAAGAAGUGGAUUUGCCUCGGUAUCUGCGUUGCCAUUAUCGUGGUCAUUGUCAUUAUUGUCUUGAUUUACGUUUUUGUCAUUCGCGGCCAGAACAACAAUAACAACAACAGCAACCCGAAGCGUGCCAUUGAGUUGGCGACCCGCGCUCUGCUACCUGACGUUGAGGUUCGUGCCGCUGAGGAGCAAGACGUGCUGUCAGAGCUGUCGCGGCUGGCACAGGACCGCGUGCAUCUACCUCACUAUGCCCGCCAGUAA
Molecule: messenger RNA, 1236 nt
Organism: Beauveria bassiana ARSEF 2860
Lineage: Eukaryota; Fungi; Ascomycota; Sordariomycetes; Hypocreales; Cordycipitaceae
Product: t-SNARE protein
Exons: 3
Coding region: 1-1236 (411 amino acids)
Biological process (GO): exocytosis; intracellular protein transport; vesicle fusion
Cellular component (GO): plasma membrane; SNARE complex; endomembrane system
Molecular function (GO): SNAP receptor activity; SNARE binding
Source: RefSeq, a predicted model, not a curated record